AUGACGUAUUGGAUAUUACCAAAGAGUGGCCGCCCAAUCUCGACUGACACUGUCCAGAACAUCACAGAAACCGAGAAACAGACCGACGUGGUCAAAGAACAAAUAGCGCAAUGGACAACUGAUGUAUCCAAAAUCCUUGAUGCAAGGACAGGAGACAUCAGUUGGGGGAAAGAUGAGAUACCGCCACAAUUGAUGUUUGACCUCAAAUUGGAAGACGAAGAAUUCAAAUGCAACUUCAACAAGUUGAUCAAGGCCAAAGAUGUUGACGAUGGCACGCUCCAGGGGACCACAGAGACUGACGACAUCGACGCACAGAACUACGUCAACAUGGAGAUUGGUCUAAGACGGGGGCAAGAAGGGGAGUUUCAACGUGCAGUUGUACACAGGAGACUCGUUGAUGCAGAAGGAAAUCCAACGGGUGUAGCAAACAACAACCAGUUGCUUGACACAAGACAAUACGAAGUCGAAUACGAAGAUGGAAGCACCAAAGUGCUCGCUGCGAACUUGCUAGCAGAGAACUUAUUAGCACAAGUGGACAAACAUGGACACAGACACUUGCCAAUGGAGGAGAUCACGGAACAUUGUUCUGAUGAGAAGGCAGUAAAGAUGAAAGAUGGUUUCUAUCCCCUCCCAAGUGGAACGCAACGAAUACGACACACAACAGCAGGAUGGGACUUCUAUGUUACUUGGAAAGAUGGUUCCUCAAAUUGGAUACCUUUAAAAGAUAUGAAGGAGUCUUUCCCAAUUGAAGUGGCCGAUUACGCAAUAAGCAAGGGCAUCCAAGACAAACCCGCUUUUGCAUGGUGGAUCCCACACGUUGUUCGAAAGCAAAAGCGAUUCCUUGGCAAAGUAAAAUUGAAGUACUGGGAACGUACGCACAAGUACGGAAUACGUAUCCCAAAAUUGAUCAAAGAAGCCAUCAAUGUUAGAAUAAAGCAAAAUGUGCUCUAUCGUGAGUGCCUUUAG
Messenger RNA from Cylindrotheca closterium, 966 nucleotides. NCBI's taxonomy places the organism in Eukaryota, Bacillariophyta, Bacillariophyceae, Bacillariales, Bacillariaceae. The record is from the annotation of a GenBank genome assembly.